Mytilus trossulus (common blue mussel) is the source of this 6362-nucleotide messenger RNA. RefSeq lists its product as uncharacterized. The coding region runs from base 659 to 1618 and encodes 319 amino acids. The transcript has a single exon. The record is from RefSeq and is a predicted model, not a curated record. NCBI's taxonomy places the organism in Eukaryota, Metazoa, Mollusca, Bivalvia, Mytilida, Mytilidae. Gene Ontology annotation, molecular function: metal ion binding.
UUUUAGAAUGAUAGUUUUAAAUAACAAUCCAUGAUUUAAAUAAAUAAUAGGCUCGAUUGACCUCAUCAUCGGUUUAUAUUUUGGUUUAUAAUUGGAGUUUAACAGGUGAAGUGUUUGUAGAACAAUAAUACGCCGCAGAGUGGUCCACCUAAUCUUUAAAAAAAAAAUCACCUGAGAAACUAUGCGAGGUUCACUUUAUAAACAGUGUACUAGUAAAUUUUGACUGAUAUAUUUUAAUAUUGAUUUAUCUCUAGUUACUCAGGCACAGUAAAGGCAUCUAAAAAUAUAUGCAGUACAGGUAGUUUGUUUCACCUGGAUGUUUUACAUGUAUCAUUGCACCUUCCGUUAAUUUACAUAUCAUCAAAAGGUGAAAAUGAACUUGAAAGUAAAAUACGGAGAUAAAAUUACCAACUUCUCACAAGUAAGCCUUAUAUAGUGAUAUAACAUGGUGAGACUUUUAAUCAAUACCGGAAUAGAUUGAAUUCUUCAUUUAUUAUUACAUACGUGUAUGCAGGAAUAACGUUUUUGAGGUAAGACAGAUUUUGACUUAACGAGAAUGAUAACAAAGCUACCUAGAUGGUUGAAUGUUCAUUGAAGGCCACACCACGUAAACAACAUAAUAAAUGUAUAAAUUAGGUAAUGAUAACCGAUACAGAACAUGGCGGAAACCGGCAAUUUAUUGAAACUUUUUGAUGUGAAUGUGAACGGAAUUCCUGUUCAAGAACGAAAUAAUAAUGAAGUUAAGGAAUAUGAACAUUCAGUUGAAGUUUCGACUGUUCCCGAUACGUUUCCAUGUGGACAUAUUCUAUGUCAUAACUGUGUAAGGAAGUACAUUUCCCCGUUAAGAGAGUCAGCUUGGGACUGUCCAGUCUGUGGUCAGGAUUUAUUCAGACUACAAUUGCAAAAGAGAAGACACAAUGUCUCUUAUGGAAAUGAUGACUUGGACGAAGUGGAUUUAUUGAGCAACUUUGACAAACUUGUUAGUAGAUUUCAUGACACAAGACAUAAUCUUAGUCGCUUAAAAAGAGAGAAUAUCAAAGCGCGCAGUGUUGGGAUGACCUAUGCAAGAUGUUUCUGUGAUAUGUGUGAGGAAAACCAUGGUACAUUGAAAGUAGUACAAGACUUCAACGAAUUGUGUGUGCAACAAAUUAGACCUUCUAGGACACAUAGGUUAUAUUAUUCCUUACUUAAUUCAGAAGUAGUUACAACAUAUAAAAGUACUGUGAAUUCAGCUUGUGUUUGUAUUCCAUGCACGACCAAUGAAAUUCAUGAGAAUUAUGAGAAACUAUUCGGAAGUAAUGGCCAUAGAGCUUUAGAGAGGCCAAAAACCUAUGACAAGGCUGUAGCACAGAUAGGCAAACUUUUAACAAGUACACAGAUACCAAUUACGUCUUUGUUAGGUAAAAACGUCAUCGAAAUUGAUCAUGAAAUGUGUGUUAAAGAGAGGUCUCUUGACUUCAACUUUUCAGAAACUAUAAGAUCAAUAAAAGACAUGGUCAAGAGUCAAGAAAAAAACUUGAUAAGUUAUGCAAGGAAACAAAUGGAAGAUACUGGUAAAAUUUAUCAUAUUAAGGAGAGUAGUUCAACCGAAUGCUGUAAAGGAGAAACUAUAGUGUGAAAUAUAAUAUACAAGUAUGUUUUAUACAUCUAGUUCUACAAUGUCUACAAAAAUCAGUCCCAUUGCUCGCAUGUUCUGCAAAUUAAUUGUACGUAAACCCUUAUGGUGCUCAUUAAAUGUUAAACGAAUUGUCAAUGGCAUGAUUUUUUUAUUAUCAAGUUUCUCUUUCUGUACAUAUUUGUGUUUUGGGCGGAAUGUCGCUAUGUAUAUGUAAUCCAAAUGCUGAUAAAAAUGCAUUUUUACCUUGCACGCGUGGGUUUCUAAAUUUGAAAACACCCGGCAGAUGAUUUGCGACAAACCAUACCUUUUCCCACAAAUAUGUCUCUUUAAACCUGCAACCUAUCAACCUUGCAAACUUUCGGUAAGAAUAUCUUCCUACGCAUAGAUUUAUUUCUUUUUUCAUUUGAAUUGCUGAAUUAAAGUCUUUAUGUAUAACCAUCAAGCAUAAAACUUAAUAUUUUGGAAACUUUCAAAACCUAGUGAUAAAUGAUGACUAAACAUAGCUUGUGCAAAAUGAUUUCGACUUUUAUGUUUUAAAUUCGGAAAGAACUUGAUCUAUUCUUUAUUCAAACACUAUUUUAUGAUUAACAAUCUUUUAUAAACAACGUUUUCCCUUCCAGAGUUCCAUUUGAAAACAAAUAAAACCUUUAACUUAUUUUUUUUAAAGUAAAUGUAGUUAUUUAUAUUCUGCUAAUGCAUCAUACCUGCAUAUACAUGUCAAUGUCCCUAGGCUAUAAACCUGUCAGUGGUUUUCAUCUUUUUUAUAUUUAAAUCUUUUAAGUUACUUUAGUAUUCAUUGAAUAUCUUUUUUUCAUUAUCUGCUACAAUAUCGGGGCCAUUGAAAUAUUGUGUUUUUUUUGUGUUGACAUCUACAUAUUGACCUCCGGAAUCGUUUUAUUUUGUAUCUCUUUAUUGCUCUCUCGUUGGUAUAUACACUGCAUCUUCAUUAAGUCAUUUAUGCAGUCUCAUUAUUAUGCAUUUCCAUUUAAAUGGUUUCAUGUUUACAUAAUACAUACUUUUCUUACAAUGAAUAUUUUGUACAUUUUUACACUUGUUACCUAAGGCUUUUUACAGAUUUUAUAAUAAUGUUAUGUAAUCUUAUUAUUAAACAUUUUGGCUUAUAUUUAAAUAUGGAAUAUAAACUUUUCAUAUGAUCUUUUAAGCUGAUCAUGCCUUUUAAUACCUGACAAAUGUUGUCUCCAUAGAACUAGUGUAUAAUUAUGAAAAGACGAUUCUCAAUGAAAUAAUUCUUAUGAAUUUAAAGUAUGUAAGCAUAAAUUGUUUUCCCCUGUCUUAAGCAGAAAACAAUUCAAUAGCCUUUUUGUAUCUGUUAAUAUUUUAAAGUCGUCAGUAUUUAUAUGAUUUUUGCUUACUUACAAUAUAAGAAACUGAAAACCCCAUCUGAAAUUGAUUAAUAUAAUAGACCACUUUCGAGUUCAUCCGUCACCGACAAAAACUCGUCAAUUAUACACGCCUUUAUGACGUCAUUUACUAGAUAGAGGGGGUCGCCUGUAUCCCUGCACUAUUAACGUUCAUCAAGCGUUAGUGAUCGUCAUUGUGCAGGAUAAACUAUAAAUAAUUGUUGUUCUGUAGGUACUUGACAAUGACAAUUCCCUAAUGACAGCAGUACUGGUUGUCAAUUUUGAGAAUUUAAUUUGCCGAAUAAUUCGUACAAUAUAGAAUUAUAGUUUUCCAACCACUCGCUCAACAUUGGAACAGAAGUGACGACGCCCCUAAACGCACAAAUGACGUUCACUAAAACCAGAGUUUUUGACGGAAAUGCAUCGAACUCGAAAGUUAUCUAUUGAGUAUCGUUUACUUUGUAAUUAUGGCGAAGGCUGAUAACCUGAUUUAACAGAUGGAUGACAUCGUUGAUCAAUCCAGUUCUUUUCAGUCUUUGUUAAAUUGCUAAAAAAUAAAAAUUAUCAACACCGACUUUUUUUAGAGGGAAGAUAUGAUAAUCAUAAAAAAACAAAGGAUACGGGGUAUCCAUUCCUAAGCAUAUUUGGAUAUAUAAUGAAAGUAUGUAUUGUCUUCAGAUUUAGAAAACAAAUAUAGAAUUAUAUAUAUCGGAUAUUUAUUUGAUGGUUUAGUUAUAUUAAAAUUAAAAGCAAAACUUAAGCUCCUUAUUGAUGGUGAUUUAUAAUUAACCACGAAGUGAAUGAAUUAAAUUCAUUCAACACUUUUCUAUAAACAAAUUGAGGGCCGUAUAAAUGUUUGCUUAAAUGAAAUUGAAUAUUCUUCAAAUAAUAUGCAUGUAUACAUCAACUUAUAGUAAUUGAAGAAAUUAAAUGAUUUUAAGUAAAUAUUACUUUUCGUAGGAAGUUUCUUUGUGGAUUUUAACUUAUCAUAUCUUUAUCAUAAUUAUCUUAAGAUUGGAAACUGUUACGGUUUAUACAAAUUUAUUAAAAUGCAGUCUUUCAUUUCAUUAAUUUGAUUUCUAUGCAAAGCGAAGCAACAAACAUGCAUUUAUCACACACCGAACAUUUUAAAAUGUAGCUGCAUAACCAAACGCUUCGAGUAAAAAAUUUAUCAUUACAUUUAUAUGCAGCAUGUCAUUAAAAUAUUUUUAUUUCAUAUUCGUUCACGCAGGCAAACAACAGAAUAGCACGUUCAAAUGUUUCAUAUUUAUGUUAGCAACUAUCCACUCACUGAUGAAACAUCACAGUCUAUGUUUUUAUUUUUUUAAACUAUAAAAAAAAAAAAUAGCGUACGGAUGAAUGCUAAAUAGACCCAUAAGGGAAAGCUCUACAACAAAUUUUACUCUGAUAUGAAUAUGAGUUAAAUGUACAGAAGCUUAUGAGUUAAAUGUGCAGACGGUUGAUGUUUUAUACUUGUACAUUAAUUACUGUUAUUGUAAACAAAACAACAUUUUACAGUAUGGAUUGUACAUACUGUUAUAUUGAUUAUACUUAUCAACAGAUGUUGAUAAAAUAUUUGAAAUAGUUUAACGUCUUGCUUGUUGUUUUCCAGUAUUUUUAUUUAGAAUAAAUUUGAUGCUGAAUAGAUCCAGGAGCAUUAUUUUUAUAUUGAUGUUUAUUAUUUUGUUUUUAUUGCUUUCAGGGUGCUUUUACUUUAUAGAAUAUAUUUAUGUGCUUAUUUACAUAAUAGGAUCAUUUAAUCUAAUCGCACAAAACUGUGUUCAUUUUGUUCACUUAUAUCAUUAAGUUUAUUCAAGCGUUUUACGCAGGACCUUUUUUUCCUGUGAUUUACACGAAUGGAGUCUGAAUUUAUAGUUCAAUGCAUGUAUGUCCUAUAGAAUAACAUUAAUUUAUAUUUUUCAGAAGCUUUACAUAAUUCUUUGUUAAGGAUCUUGGGUUUAAUUUAAGUUUUCAUUUGUUAAUCUGAGAACGAUGGUGUUUGGGCACGAAAAUACUGAAUUGGUAACCUUCCCGCUAGAAACGAAGUAGAAUUAUAUAAUAUGUUUGUAACUUUAUCUACAUUUGAUAACGUGGUCUGAAGUGAUGCAGUGUUCGCAGUGUUAUUUGAUUAAAUUACAAAUUGCUAUGCAGUUCUAAGAUCUUUUUUUUACUCCACGUUAACAAUCUCAACAGUCCAGAGUUUCUUUAGUUGUUGCCUUAUUGUACAUAUUAGUUAUAGUUCCCUGUAAGGAACUUGCUGCUUAUGUUCAUAUUUUUGGUCUAUUGUUAUUCAUAACCUUAAUUAUUCAGAUUGAGGUUUCAUGAAUAAGAAACAAACUGAUCUAAGAUAUCAGGCUUAUAAAUUUUUAAUCCAGAUGCACGUUUUAUUUUUAUUAUUUAUUUUUGUAUUUCAAUUGCUGUCUCAACGACUUAUAUCUCCAUUUGUUCAUGUAUAUUUUUUCCUGUUUUGAAGCCUUUGUACAUUUGCUCUUACUGGUGACUGUUUUCCCUGUGCAAUCCACACAAUGAGUUUGAACAAUAUCAAAGCUCUUUUGUAUGAUAAAUGUCUUCAUUUUAUGGCAAUGUUAUGAUAUUUUUAAUUAUCUUCGCAUUUUAUGGUCACUGUCUCGAGUCGAAAGAGAUCUCCUUAGAUUUUUAUGAAUAAAAUGUUCAAUCAAAGUGUACAUGUAAUCAAUUAUAUGUGGCGAGUAAUAUAAAUCGUGUGGGACAAAGUGCAAAAUAAUUAUUUGAAGUCAGGCCAAAAGGUCUGACCUUAAGACACAGGUGGUCGUCUAUUGUAAUAUAUAUCGAUUUAUUCAUGGACAUCGAAAAUGCUUUUAUUGUUGUAUACAUUAGAUGUCCGAUAAAUGUAUGGAUAUGAUUAACCUUGGACAAACCUUUAAAGCUAGAAAUGUACUAAUGUAAUAAACAUAACCAAUACAAAAAAUAUGACAAUGAAAAUAAAUUUUGUCAGGCGAAUGAAUGCAGAGGGGGGAAUUAUCAAUAUGAAAGUUAAGCUUAUGCAUAUAAUUGUCGAAUAUUCGAUCAAUAUAAUGCUUUCUGUGACUUUUUGUAGAUUUAUUUAGAGCCCCUUUUGUAAGUCAAAAAUAACAUUGUAAUGACUAUGAUUUUUUCACUAAAAUUGCAUUUUAUAUUUGUAAAUUGUUUGAUCAGAUUUAGUAUCUUUGCUGUUUUUCAAUAAGACUUUUGAAAGUUUGUUACAUUUGAAAGCUUUAUGUUCUGGUUUGACGCGUACCAAAAAUUGAGAAACCAGGAAAAUUCUGAUUAAAAGCUGAUAAUGUUUACUCAAAUAAACUUUAUUAUGCAUAGUUGUGAACGAUGUAUAUAUGUAUUUUUAAAUUGAUGUUUUAGAACAUUUGGGG